This is a messenger RNA of Syngnathus acus (greater pipefish), 2772 nucleotides long. It is a transcript of the gene ppp2r2ca, whose product is annotated as protein phosphatase 2, regulatory subunit B, gamma a. Gene Ontology annotation, cellular component: protein phosphatase type 2A complex; cytosol. Gene Ontology annotation, biological process: peptidyl-serine dephosphorylation. The record is from RefSeq and is a predicted model, not a curated record. The transcript is spliced from 10 exons. Lineage: Eukaryota; Metazoa; Chordata; Actinopteri; Syngnathiformes; Syngnathidae. Gene Ontology annotation, molecular function: protein binding; protein phosphatase regulator activity. The coding region runs from base 522 to 1877 and encodes 451 amino acids.
CAGGCGGCUGCCAUGACACAGUGGAUGCUGCACGGGAUCACUUCAGCACCAUCAUUGCACAGUGCAUCCACAUCCUCAUUCUUAUCCCCCACUUGUGCUCAUUUUUCUCCACCCCCCUUUCUUACCGCUACCCUUUCUCCCCUGUUAUCGUCUCUCAGCCACCUUGCAGAAGACCUUCACUUCCCAUCAGGAAUAUAGCAGCAAGGAAGCAGUCGAUCUGCAAUUACGUUCAUUUGGCCCCUCCUCUACUCUUCAACUUCUCCUCCGCCAUCCAUUUUCAUUUGCUUUCCACAUUCCGGCAUCCUGAAGCUUCUCCCCUCAAGCUUAUUAUCCAUCUCCAUCUGCUCACUACCACCUUUUCCCAUUUCCCCCUGGCCUGCUGGUUACCCAGGAUGCCUUGUUCCAGGCCCCUUCGCUAGGCCCUAGCAGCAUGGGCGGAGCCUGGGCGGGAAGCGAGAGAACGGAUCGGACCCUUCCCCUCAGGACGGGCACGCUGGCGGGUCACCCUCCUUCAGCUUCAGAUGGGCGAGGACGCUGAGAGCCCCAAGAUCAACCACACCUUCCUACGAGACUAUGUCACUGAAGCUGAUGUCAUCUCCACGGUGGAGUUCAACCAGACAGGGGACCUACUGGCCACGGGGGACAAAGGAGGCCGAGUGGUCAUCUUCCAGAGAGAAACAGAGUCUAAAGGGGAGUCCGAGGAGGUGUUGGAGAUCGGGGACUCAGGGGAGUAUAAUGUAUACAGCACCUUCCAGAGCCACGAGCCAGAUUUUGACUACCUGAAGAGUCUGGAGAUUGAAGAAAAAAUCAACAAGAUUAAAUGGCUGUCACAACAGAAUGCUGCUCAUUUUCUCCUUUCCACCAAUGAUAAGACCAUUAAACUGUGGAAGGUGAGUGAAAGAGACAAGAGACCAGAGGGCUAUAACCUGAAAGAUGAGGAGGGCCGGCUCAAGGACAUCUCCACCAUCACCUCCCUGCAGGUGCCGAUACUGAAACCCACAGAUUUGAUGGUGGAGGUCCGCCCCAGACGAGUGUUCUCCAACGGUCACACCUACCAUGUCAACUCCAUUUCAGUCAACAGUGACGGGGAGACGUACCUGUCAGCUGAUGACCUCCGUAUCAAUAUGUGGCAUCUGGGCAUCACUGACCGCAGCUUCAACAUUGUGGACAUAAAGCCAACCAACAUGGAGGAUCUUACAGAGGUAAUCACGGCAGCAGAGUUCCACCCGCAACACUGUCACCUGUUUGUGUACAGCAGUAGCAAGGGCACCCUGCGCCUCUGCGACAUGAGAUCCUCUGCCCUUUGUGACAAACACACAAAACUAUUUGAAGAACCUGAAGAUCCAGGGAGCCGCUCCUUCUUUUCCGAAAUCAUCUCCUCUGUGUCAGAUGUCAAGUUCAGCCACAGUGGGCGCUAUCUUCUGACCAGAGACUACCUCACUGCCAAGGUGUGGGACUUGAACAUGGACAAAGGCCCUGUGGAGACAUAUCAGGUCCAUGAAUAUCUAAGGAGUAAGCUGUGCUCACUCUACGAGAACGACUGCAUCUUUGAUAAAUUUGAGUGUGUUUGGAACAGUUCAGACAGUGUAAUCAUGACCGGCGCAUACAACAGCUUCUUCCAGAUGUUUGACAGAGAGACGGGCCGGGGUGUGACCCUCGAGGCCUGGCGAGAGAGCAGCAAGCCACGGGCUGUGUUACGUACCCGUCGGGUUUACACCGGAGGAAAACGUCGCCGAGGAGAUGUCGGCGUUGAUAGCUUGGACUUCAGCAAAAAGAUCCUUCACAUGGCUUGGCAUCCAUCAGAGAACAUCAUCGCUAUAGCAGCCACCAACAACCUGUACAUUUUCCAGGAUCGUGUCAACCCGGAAACACAGUGACACAGAUGGGGGACUAAAUGAACAAUGGACAAAGAUGUCUGUGUGCAGAAGUUGUCACACGUGCACACUGAGACUUGAGGAAUAUCCAACGAACGGUGACAUUUAUUUGAUCCUCUAUAAAUUGUGUGUCUCCUACACCUCCCAUACACUUUUUCUAAUAGAGGUGCAGGGACAUCUCUCCAUCUGCAAUGACCAUGAAAUGUUGACUCCUCACUGAUGUGCUCUAAAAGUCUUUAACAAGUGUGCUGGGUAGCACCACAGAACGAUUGUUUGAUACUACAAAAUGACAGCUAAGUUGUGGUCUUCACUUACCACAAUCGUGGUGGUGGUGAUCUUGUAUGAUGACCACAAUAACCGAAAUUUAUUUAUUAUCUUUUUUUUUUUCCUUUGGUCACAAUUGCAGCAGAAUUUCUCUCCAUUUUGAGCAGCGCUCUUGGAGAUUGCAUGCAAAAAGUGACCCGUUAUCUUGUCCACUUUGCAAUAAUAGCAAUUCAAAACAGCGCGGCAGUAUUUCUGCUUUAAAAUCAUGAGCUCUUCUGCAGGUAACAAAUGUAUACACUUUUUACUGUAUGCUGUAAAUAGCCAGUGUUAUUUUUUACGCCGCUUUUGUUUCUAGAGUGCUAAACGUAUAAAAUAGAUUGUUAAAUACACUACAAGUGAACAUGAACCACAUUUAUUGACGCAACUCACUAAUCCAAAAUAUUUGAUGCAAUAGCUUUGGUAUAUAUUUAUGUGUUGCUGGUUAGACAGAGAGAGGUAUUACGCACAAAUCAACAAUUGAAUUUAUUGUACAUAAUUGCCAUGUUGGGCUUGUCUUGACUUUUAGAUUGCUGCUAUUCUCGUCGUGGAAAAAAAAAAGUUACAAGGACACAGAUCAAACACGCCAACAUUAAGC